Messenger RNA from Hordeum vulgare subsp. vulgare (domesticated barley), 868 nucleotides. RefSeq names its product cell number regulator 10-like. The transcript has 2 exons. Lineage: Eukaryota; Viridiplantae; Streptophyta; Magnoliopsida; Poales; Poaceae. The coding region runs from base 68 to 529 and encodes 153 amino acids. The record is from RefSeq and is a predicted model, not a curated record.
CCAAUUCCCAGCACAGAACAACAAAGAGCUCAUCACAUAUUUCUAUAGUUCACCGGCCGUUGUCGAGAUGAAGCCGGCGGCCCAGCCACUCAGCGGCGCCCCUGCCCCAUCCGCCUGGUCCUCCGGCCUCUUCGACUGCUUCGACGACUGCGGCCUCUGUUGCCUGACGUGCUGGUGCCCGUGCAUCACCUUCGGGAAGGUGGCGGAGAUUGUGGACAGGGGCUCGACGUCGUGCGGCACCAGCGGCGCGCUCUACGCGCUGCUGGCGUCGCUCACGGGGUGCCACUGGAUCUACUCCUGCACCUACCGCUCCAAGAUGCGCGCCCAGUACGCGCUCCCGGACGAGCCCUGCUGCGACUGCUGCGUCCACUUCUGCUGCGAGCCCUGCGGCCUCAUCCAGCAGUACAAGGAGCUCAAGGCCCGCGGCUACGACCCCGACAUCGGCUGGCACCUCAACGUGGAGCGCGGCAACGGCGGCGCCGGUGCUGGCGGCGUCAACCCGCCCGGCAUGCAGGAGAUGGGCCGCUAGCUCGUCAUACUCUGCCGUACCUGUGAAUGGGGGAUUCGUCGCGCAAUUGUUCGUCGUGCUUGGUAAAUUGUUCCGUAGUAUUAGUACGUUCUAGCUUUGUUAAGUUCUGAAAGUGAGUAUUGUAUAUGUUGGUGUGAUGAGUUGCCGUCAAGAGUGGGAGGAGGAGCAAAGGGACAUGAGUAUGCCCUAAUAUAUAUAUUUAGUUCCUCUGAAAAAAUAUUAGAGUAUAUUGAUCUAAACGCUCGCUCUUGUAUUUCUUUAUGGGGUAUAUUUGUAUUCUAUUUAUUGUAUAUUGUAUAUUUGUAAACCAAAUCGAGCAAAGAAAUUUCAAAGUGAGUA